This is a messenger RNA of Aphanomyces astaci, 1196 nucleotides long. RefSeq lists its product as hypothetical. The record is from RefSeq and is a predicted model, not a curated record. Lineage: Eukaryota; Oomycota; Saprolegniomycetes; Saprolegniales; Verrucalvaceae. Bases 15 to 821 code for a protein of 268 amino acids. The transcript is spliced from 7 exons. Gene Ontology annotation, molecular function: protein binding.
ACAAAAUCGACCAAAUGGAAGUGACACGCGAAGAAGGAGGCAUCCCGGAUGUGGUGCUGCCGAGCGACGUGUUCGACCUCGACUUUCACCCGAGCCGCAAUGUGGUGGCGGCCGGCAUGAUCGACGGCAAAGUACAAGCGUACACGUACACCCCCGAAGGCAACACGUGCGUUCUGUCGUUGAAUCACCACCAAGAUGCGUGUCGUGUUGUCAUGUUCUCAGAGGACGGCAGUGCGUUGUACACUGGAUCAAGUGACAAAUCCAUUCGCGCGUACGACGUCAAUGGUGGCGUGUUGUGGGCCGAAUUAAACGCGCACUUGAACCCAGUGAACCAAUUGCACAGCAUUUCCAACAACGUGUUUACCAGUGGCGACGACCAAGGCUGUGUCAAGAUGUGGGAUGUUCGCCAACACCGCUGCAUCGUUGAGUGGAAUGAACACACGGACUACAUUUCCGACAUGACCACCAACGAGUCUAAGUCGACGCUGUUGGUCACGGGCGGGGACGGCCGUCUGUCCGUGUACGACUUAAAGAAGAACAAGUUUGUUCAAAAGAGUGACGAGCUGGACGACGAGUUGCUCUCUGUCCAGAUCAUCAAGAACGGGCGCAAAGUCGUGUGCGGGUCCCAGGACGGCGUGCUGGUCAUCUUCAGCUGGGAUACGUGGGGAGACAUGUCUGAUCGAUUCCCCGGGCACCCCGACUCGGUGGAAACCAUCCUCAAAGUGGACGAAGAUACAGUCUUGACCGGCUCCAGCGACGGCAUCAUUCGGUCCCCACCGUUCGGUUCGAUUGUCGAUCCUCAUAUACUAGUAUCAUCGUAGGGUCGUGCAACUCCACCCGAAUAAACUGCUGGGGCUCAUCGGAGACCACGAAGACAUGCCCGUGGAAGUGCUCAAGUUUUCACACGACAGACGCAUCGUCGGCAGUGUCGCACAUUCCAACAAGGUGCACUUCUGGGACGUUGGGUACCUCUACGACGACGACGGUGGUGACGACGAUGGUGACGACACCGAAGAGGCCAAAGGACUCGAGUUUGACCCCAAGGGAGAUGACGACUCGAUGGACGACAGCGAUGACGACAGUGAUGACGCCGGCGGACAAGGCGGUCGACAAGCGUUCCCUACCAAGCGGGAGGCGUUCUAUUCCGACUUGUAAACGUGUACUAGUACAUAUUUUAACAUGGAACGUGUGCCGAA